Lepidothrix coronata (blue-crowned manakin) is the source of this 5177-nucleotide messenger RNA. RefSeq names its product calcitonin receptor like receptor (gene CALCRL). The transcript has 13 exons. NCBI's taxonomy places the organism in Eukaryota, Metazoa, Chordata, Aves, Passeriformes, Pipridae. Bases 182 to 1582 code for a protein of 466 amino acids. The record is from RefSeq and is a predicted model, not a curated record. Gene Ontology annotation, biological process: angiogenesis; cell surface receptor signaling pathway; adenylate cyclase-activating G protein-coupled receptor signaling pathway. Gene Ontology annotation, cellular component: plasma membrane. Gene Ontology annotation, molecular function: adrenomedullin receptor activity; calcitonin receptor activity; calcitonin gene-related peptide receptor activity.
CGCAGCCCGGGCACUGGAUUAUACCCGGCGGCAGCACCGGGCUCUCGCAGCAGCUCUCGUUUGGCCGCGGAGGGAGGGGACGAGGUGCAUCGCUGCUUUUGUCUGAAAGCGUUCUGGUGAAAACUCGGCGCGUUCGAGUUCAUUCAGCUACGACAUAAAAUUCACUGCACUGGCCACAGAAAUGAUAAAAAACUGGAUCAUGUUUUUGUUCUUCUUGUCGGUUACUAUGUUUUUGGCCACUGCUGUACCAUCUGAGGGGCAUCAGAACAUCACAGAGGACUCCUCACAACUGAGUGUCACACGGAAUAAAAUCAUGACAGCACAGUAUGAAUGCUACCAGAAAAUUAUGCAAGAUCCUAUUCACAGGAAAGAAGGUCCCUACUGUAACAGGACAUGGGAUGGCUGGUUGUGCUGGAGUGAUGUUGCUGCUGGAACUGUGUCAGUGCAGCGCUGUCCUGACUACUUUCAGGAUUUCAACCCAUCAGAAAAAGUUACGAAGAUCUGUGAUCCAAAUGGGAAUUGGUUUAGACACCCCGAAAGCAACAGGACGUGGACAAACUAUACCCAGUGUAACAGCUACACACACGAAAAAGUGAAGACGGCUCUGAACUUGUAUUACUUGGCCAUCAUUGGACACGGUCUCUCCAUUGCAUCACUUCUGAUUUCUCUUGGCAUAUUCUUUUACUUUAAGAGCUUGAGUUGCCAAAGGAUUACCCUGCACAAAAAUCUGUUUUUCUCCUUUGUUUGCAACUCUGUUGUAACAAUAAUUUCGCUGACGGCGGUUGCCAACAACCAGGAGUUGGUUGCCACGAAUCCAAUUAGUUGCAAAGUGUCACAGUUCAUCUACCUGUACCUGAUGGGUUGCAACUACUUUUGGAUGCUGUGUGAAGGCAUUUACCUGCACACUCUUAUCGUGGUGGCUGUUUUUGCUGAGAAACAGCACUUGAUGUGGUAUUACCUUCUUGGCUGGGGUUUCCCAUUGAUCCCUGCCUGCAUACAUGCUGUUGCUAGAACAUUAUAUUAUAAUGACAAUUGUUGGAUCAGCUCUGAUACUCAUCUGCUGUACAUCAUCCACGGCCCUAUUUGUGCUGCUCUGCUGGUAAACCUUUUCUUCCUGCUAAACAUCGUUCGUGUCCUCAUCACCAAGCUCAAAGACACCCACAAGGCCGAAUCCAACCUGUACAUGAAAGCAGUGAGAGCCACCCUGAUUCUUGUUCCGCUCCUUGGCAUCGAAUUUGUGCUGUUUCCAUGGCGACCAGAGGGCCGGAUCGCCGAGGAGGUGUAUGACUACGUGAUGCACAUCCUCAUGCACUACCAGGGUCUACUGGUGGCUACGAUUUUCUGCUUCUUUAAUGGCGAGGUCCAGGCCGUUUUGCGGAGACACUGGAACCAGUACAAAAUCCAGUUCGAGCACAGCUUCAGCCACUCGGACGCCAUGCGCACGGCGUCCUACACCGUGUCCACCAUCAGCGACGUGCCGGGCUACAGCUACAACCACGACUGCACCAGCGAGCACCUCAACGGGAAGGGCUACCAUGACAUGGAGAGCGUGGUUUUAAAGACUGAGAAGCUCUACGGCUGAACUGCCGAGGCCCGGCCCAUGCCAGCCCUCCUGAACUCCCAGUCGGAUCGAGUGACUUCAUGGCCAGAAGAUUUUUUACCUAACUCGGGAUGAUGUUCUUUCCCCGAACGAUGCAAACUAAACAGGCGCGUUUUUCGUACGUAUGUAUACAUAUAUAUAUAUUUAUAUAUGCAUAUAUACGUUUGUUUGUGUUUCUGUGUAUCGAGUAUGGACAUCUGUACAUAUAUAUCUAUAUAUGUAUGUGCAUUUAUAUAAGGUUACAAACUUUGCCUCUUCAGUUUCUACUGUGUAGACAAAGUCGGCAAUUUUUUUGUACAAAGGGAAUCAAUGAAGGAUUUCUUAUUUUCUUGGGAGUUUGUUGUAAGACUGUGCUGUGUUGAAGCCACUUCAUUUGCCUAUAGAAUCUUAUACCAGACUCUAUUGUCUUAAUUCAGCAUAAAAUAGGACAAAACAAAAUGGUUAAAGUAGGUGCAAUAAUAACAAUAGGUUAUCCAGGUUAUUUUUUGUGUCCAGCAUUUAUCUGGCUGUCAAAAAAAGCCCAACAGGUAGUCUGAGGAAACAGAUAUUGCUGGUUUGGUUAAAGAUAUUGACAGUUUGGUUUGGCCAGUUUGGGUUUUUUCCCACUAUUUUACAUCAAGCAUAGGGACACCAGUUCAAGGCUGAGUCUCUACGUGCUGCAAGGUAAUAUCUUGCAGCAAGCUUUGAGCAAUUUUAUUUAAGCUAUUUUGGCACAUUCAGAGACGCCUCCUUCUCCUGAAGCGUAUGGAAGUUUCUUCCUGGCUUUAAAACAGACAAGAUUGAUGAGGCCUCACUGCCAGAAAGAAAAGGAGUAAUCUGAAUAACUGCAAACCCUUCCAGACACUAACACGUAAUUGCAGCUGAUGGAACUUCACUGUGUGCUGAAGGAAUUCACUCAACCCGGAGAAGAUCGUGUACAGGAUUUGUUGUAGCAUUGUUCUCAUUUUAUUUUUAAGUAUUUCCCUGGCCAUAUGCUUGGUAAUUUAUUCCUUCAUUCUUGGGCAAGGUUUUGAUUAAUGUUGUGGCUUUUUUUGUUGUCUCAGAGAAUCAUGCAAGACUGAACACAGUGCACAUGACAUACUACCUUUAAAGCCAGUGUGUGAGGUUCAGACUAAUCAAGCAAACUACUGUUAGUAAUUGUCAUUAUUUGGAAAAUCCAAUAUAAAGUUUCUUUUAUAAAGAGUCCAAACAUUGUGGAUUGAGACUUUUAAUAAUAUUUUGGACCGCUUGCUUCUGAAUCUGCCUCAGUUACUCAGCUUAGAACAGUACUUUAUAUGUUGUUUCUUUGGUUCUACUGGUGCAUAAAGGUCUCACUGAAACCGAGGAGGUUGUCAGGAAGGUCUUGAGGAAAUGUGUCUUUAUAGAAAUCUAUGUUUUUGUUAAAUCUUUAUGCUUUAAAGCAGUCGUAGUUUUGUGAAGUGAAAUGACAAAAAUGCUCUCAAGAAUGAGGGCGUGAAAUGAGGUGAGUUCAGAAAAGUCCUACUGAAAAUUAAAACUGUAAGAAAAAAUUUUAUACGUUUAAUUUGCAGAUAAGUAUACUUGAAGUGGGGAAAAAACAAAAUGAAGUGGAAGAAAAAGUAGAUGCUGGAACAGACAGACUAUUAUGCUAAUUAAUGUAUAUCUGGUGCAUGUAAACCAGUCCAAAAAUCGAAAGACAGUUCUUUCUGAGACCAUUUCAGUUUUAAAUACUUAAUUUUGUGUAUGAACACCUUGACUCUAACAUUUAAACAUUUUUGUCAGUAGCUUUUCUGUAAGCUUCACUAGCAUCUAGGUAACUUGAUGUCACAGUGUUUAUUAGUUUGUGACUUCAUAAGGCUUUAAAUAUUUUGUAUUUAGAAGGAAAACAUUAGGAGGAUGUGGGAAGUUCACGCCACUUGCACCUUUCCAUAUUGUUUUUACAGUUCUUACGUCUGGAGUUUGAAUUUAGAAAGUGUUUUAUUAAUGAUUUAUUUUCACAAUAUAGAAUCUCGGCUAGGACGCACAAAUCCCUUCUCUCCUUCUGCAAGGCUGCCUGGUUGGCUGGUGGGAUUUGGAAAAUCUGUUGGAUUCUGUACUGUAGAGCGGCGUGAAAUCUGGCAACCAGAUGUCACAGACUCUAAAACUGUGAGAAUACAGUAAGGAUGUACAUGAUUAGAGGCCACUUACAACUCUGCUUGCUGAUCUAUGUAGUGUUACUUAAAAUUGGUGCAAUGUUCUGAAAAUAUCAGAAGUGCAGAAAAUCCCUGCUCUGGCACAGCAGCUUUACACUUGUGGGACCAGAUCAUCAACUGGUACAAAUCUGUCUUGAGUUCCAUUUGCAGAACCAACUGGUACCAGCUGAGAAUCAAAGCCCAGGCAGGUAUCUGUCCAUUUUAAAGUACUUUAAAUCCCUGAUGGCUUAUUAUUAGACAAUUAUUUCAUGGUACCUGGUGGGUUGUUGUCAUUAAAACAUAAGUGAUGGUUUGGAGUGUGACACGGUAUUAGACUUUAAUUUAGCUUCUCAGCUAGGCAGUUAAAAUUUCGUAGCUUAUAGAUUUUUACCAUUUAAUGCCAAAUAAAUACUAACUGCUGUUUGCUCUCUGUCCUCUAUUAGAGAAACCUGUAAUGGUAAUUUAGGGGAAAAAAAAUUGUUUUUUCAACAGAAAUUAUCCUCCUUGUAGGUGGACACUCGCAGCACGCUUCUAGGCACACAUCUGUCUUCACUUUGGAAAAGAAACAUACAUCCAGCUGGAUGUGCAAGAAAAUGUUUGUGGCUGUGGAGAGCUCUCUUUCCCCUCUCUUUAUGAAGUUAGAUACCCUAUUUUCUAAUUUGCAUUGGAAAAUACCAAUUCCUUAUUUUGUCUUCCUACCUCACCUUUUUCUCUUUCUACAUAACUGAGAGAAGCAUCUGCUUCUUAAUAUGUUUUCCUGUCGCCAUAAAUUAAAAUCAAAUCCUUAUGCUGAUUUCUCAUGGCUGAUCUUCUACUUUGCAGAAGGCUGUAGGUCUUUAUCUGUAUUCUCUGGGAUGGAAGUAAAAGGUUUUGGUGGGCCUGUGAGAUUCCUUUGAACAUGCAAAUAGUUACCUGUUAUUAUUUGCUCUUUCUUUUUUUUCCUUUUUUAAUUUAGUGGGGAUUUAUUGUAUCAAUCUCCAGGGGCUACAGAAAUAGUUGUCUUAUGUUUGUUAUCUGUAACACCAGCAUGUUAGAAUUCUAUGGGAGAAAAUGUCUAUUUUUUAUGCUACUGUCUUCAAUUAAUAAAAUGCUCCACUGCAGGAUCCCCUCAGUUGUUUGUUUAAUGGUAGCAUUUAUGCUGUGUAGUUUUUCGUGGUGAUGAUCUGCUCGACUAUUUGGCUGUAGAAAUGCUGCAACACGUACUCCUUUUCAUGUCAAGAAACAUUUGGGCUGGAAACCAGACACCACUCACAUAUUGUACUAUGUAAAUAAGAUUAUUAGAAGCUAUAGCAUUGUAUUUAUUGCUUACACUAAGAAUGAAAUGGAAAAAAAUGUGAAGUUAUUUUUUUUUGGUUGUGCUUUAUUUUCACCUUGUUCAUAUGACUCAUCAUGCAUUUUAAUUGCUGAAAGAAGUAUUGUUUGAGAUCAAUAAAAUAUUACUCCAAUUA